Molecule: messenger RNA, 1761 nt
Organism: Xenopus tropicalis (tropical clawed frog)
Lineage: Eukaryota; Metazoa; Chordata; Amphibia; Anura; Pipidae
Gene: babam2
Product: BRISC and BRCA1 A complex member 2
Exons: 12
Coding region: 311-1462 (383 amino acids)
Cellular component (GO): cytoplasm; BRISC complex; nucleus
Source: RefSeq, a predicted model, not a curated record
CAUAGUUACAGGGGCAGGGUUACCCUUUCUGCCCUGUCAGAUAGCAUGUACUUAUUACGUGAUACAGUCAGAUGUGAAGCUUUUAAAACAAUCAGUACUUUGUUCUAACGACGUGGCUGCAGUUACUGCUGUGUAGCACUGAGGGGUUGGGGUGCUAGUGUCAGGUAACCCCUGCGCUAUAUGCAGGCAUUGUGUGGGGCAGCUGUGGGCUCAGCGGGAGGACCCCGGCUUGCUUCCUGCCUGCGCUGAGCAUUUGAUUCGGGCGGAUACAGGCCGUGUCAGCUUCAGGCUCAGGACACACAGGGGCGCGAUGUCUCCAGAAGUGACGCUGAACCGGAUCUCCCCGGCGCUCUCCCCGUUUAUCUCCAGUGUCGUCAGAAAUGGAAAAGUGGGUUUGGACUCCACAAGCUGCCUGAGGAUUACAGACCUGAAGUCGGGAUGUACAUCCCUCACCCCGGGGCCCAGCUGUGAUCGCUUUAAACUUCAUAUUCCUUAUGCCGGGGAGACGCUGAAGUGGGAUAUAAUAUUUAAUGCAAUCUACCCCGAGCUGCCACCUGACUUUAUAUUUGGAGAAGAUGCAGAAUUUCUACCAGAUCCGUCUGCUCUGCAUAACUUGGCGGAAUGGAACCCGUCGGACCCAGAGUGCUUGCUAUUAGUAGUGAAGGAACUGGUUCAGCAGUACCACCAGUACCAGUGCAGCCGGCUCAGUGAGAGCUCCCGCCUCAUGUUUGAGUAUCAGACGCUGCAGGAGGAGCCGCAGUAUGGAGAGAAUAUGGAGAUCUAUGCGGGAAAAAAGAACAACUGGACCGGGGAAUUCUCCGCUCGCUUCCUGCUCAAGCUGCCUGUGGAUUUCAGCAACAUUCCCAUCUAUCUUCUAAAGGACUCUAAUGAAGACCCGGGGGAGGAUGUCGCCCUCCUUUCAGUCAGUUUUGAGGACGCAGAGGCUACGCAGGUUUUCCCCAAGCUUUUCCUGUCUCCGCGGAUUGAGCAUGCCCUCGGCGGAUCUUCGGCGCUUCAUAUCCCUGCGUUUCCAAGUGGGAGCUGCCUUAUUGAUUAUGUCCCUCAGGUCUGCCAGUUGCUAACUAACAAGGUGCAGUAUGUGAUCCAAGGGUACCACAAGAGGAGGGAAUAUAUUGCUGCUUUUCUCAGUCACUUUGGCACGGGGGUGGUAGAAUACGAUGCGGAAGGUUUCACCAAGCUGACCCUGUUGCUGAGUUGGAAAGACUUCUGCUUCCUGGUGCACAUUGAUCUGCCCCUGUACUUCCCGCGGGACCAGCCCACCCUGACGUUCCAGUCUGUGUAUCACUUCACCAACAGUGGGCAGCUCUACUCCCAGGCCCAGAAGAACUACCCCUACAGCCCCCGCUGGGACGGCAACGAGAUGGCCAAGAGGGCAAAGGCCUAUUUCCGAAGCUUCGUGCCACAGUUCCAGGAGGCUGCAUUUGCCAAUGGAAAACUCUGAAGUGCACGGUGCCCAUCGCUAUGGAAUCCGGAGACUGGCAACGCCCCGUGAGAGGUGCAAAACCUUGUGUCAAGUACCUGCCCCUGUGUGUGGGGGGGUUUGUAGUGACGGCCAGAGAAACUAUUGCGCCAAGCGCUUCCAGAAUGAACUUCGUACCCAAUAAGCUAUAAGAAAGGGGCUUGUGGGCGUCGGCAUGGCUAUCACUGGCUGCACAAUGAGCCCCACGGGCCGUGCAACGAGUGAUACAAUACAUUUGCCUUUUCCUUUUAUUUCAUCCAAUAAAAUGUUUGUUGUUAAAA